GCUAGAGAAUCUAUCUGGUUGUAAUAUUGUUUAAUGUGCUCCAGUAUGUAGUAGUAGUACUAGUUACAACAUAGACACCAUAGUGUUGCAUAUCGGUGUGUAUAAUACUCAGGCGUUUUCUCGUGACAGGCUGUAUAUACCACUCUUUCCAUCGCGUAGAGAUAAAUCUGGAUAGCUAUUAAUCCACGAUGCCUGAAGUCCUUGAUAUAACAUUUCGGCUUAUUACUGGCCAGGACAUCAAACUUCAGGUUCGCGAUGAUGGGAAGAUAUCCGAGGUUAAAGGGUUAAUAGCAGGUCAUUGUGACAUAUCGCCACGGGACAUGAAGUUGAUUUUCAAGGGUCAGCUUCUGGUUGACGACCGUACAAUAGGUUCAUAUGAUGUUGCCAAUGGGUCAACAAUUCACAUAAUAGGCAAUUCUCCAGGUCCAUCUAAUAAUACCCAAACUAAUCAAGCUAACACUUCUAUGCCAUCGAUGUUAUUUGGUACGGCUAUGAAUGCCUUCAUGAGGGAGUUCAUGGGUACUCCUGAAGGGCCUGCAUCAGGUUCAAAUGGCCCAUUUACUGGUGUAUUUCCUGAGGGCACGUUUGGCAAUGCACCCGGUCAGGCUACUGGUGGCUCCACUUUUGGUGAUUUCAUCAAUGCUUCGGGUGGCCCUGAAGUGCUACUAAGGCAGGGACUCCAGUUUGCCCAGCAAAUGACGGCUGGCAACCCAGAUUUAGGUCAGGCGGCCUCUAGGUUAUUCUCAGGUAUGAUGGGCGGCAUGAUGAAUCCAGGUCACGCGCAAAAUACGGGCCCUAACAACUCAUCAGCUACGUCCUCUGAACCUACGCGCGAUUCCACUCGGACCAAAGCACCAUCCAAGAUGAACCAGCAGGACAUAGAGACUAUAGUACUUGCCAAAGACUGCCUGGAUGUAUGCUGCGAUGCCAUAUCUGGUCUUGAUAGCGACGAGGGCAUAGGCGGUUCACAGGCAAGCAAAGAGCUCCGCUCUCAGUGUGAGGAUGGCAUUAAACUAUUGUGUAGGAACAAUGACAUAUACCUGGACGACCCAAAGUCAUUUAAGGAGCUGUUGCCGUGGAACCUGCUGCAUACACUGGAAAUGGACCUCGGGGUUAAGGAGUACCACAAUGUGAACCAGCAGGACAUGACCGACUUCAUGCAGCGGUACCGAGAUGCACAAACCAGGGUCCACGACCUCCUGCGUGAAUUGGAAACCAUUUCCGAACCAUCGGAGCCAGUAGACAUGGACAAGGUAUCCAGGAUAACGUCUAUAUGCGCGUUGCAGACGGCCAUCCACGGCCAGAUGGCACUGAUCACUACUAUACUUGGGAACAAAAUUAGUCACGCCAAGGAUAGCUCCUUGGAUACUUCAUCUAGACCCGGCUUCACUAAGGCCAAGCCUCACGAGAGGGCUUCUGGGCCCACUGUAUCAUCCAAUGUGCGCCAGGGACUCAACACAGCUUCGAUAUUGCCUAGCACCACGCAAUCAAGUUCGUUGCUGGCCAGUUUGGGUAUAGUGAACCCACCUCAAGCACCGACGAUAUCGAUUCCCGCGUACUCCAGCGACGAUAUACUCGUGGAUUCCACGUGGUUGCGCAAGCAACUGACUCAGUACCGCAACAGCACUGGAUUCAAAUCGCGCAUGAACGAUUUGGUUCGCGAUACCAAGAAACUGAGCAACAUCUAUUGCACUGGUAUCUUGCCAAAAUAAAGCCUUAAGGAAUUAGUGUGGUAU
This is a messenger RNA of Babesia bovis T2Bo, 1736 nucleotides long. RefSeq names its product ubiquitin family domain containing protein. Gene Ontology annotation, biological process: ubiquitin-dependent protein catabolic process. Gene Ontology annotation, molecular function: polyubiquitin modification-dependent protein binding. Bases 189 to 1712 code for a protein of 507 amino acids. Gene Ontology annotation, cellular component: cytosol. Lineage: Eukaryota; Apicomplexa; Aconoidasida; Piroplasmida; Babesiidae. The transcript has a single exon. The record is from RefSeq and is a predicted model, not a curated record.